GGAGAGGACAUUAUCAGCGACGAGGGGGACGAAGGACUGCCCGCGGACGAAGGCGACUGUUGUGACUGUCUGCCGGGCGGACUUCUCGAGGAACAAGUGCUUGAGCGGCCUCGCGGCGGCGACGGCGGUGAAGGAGAUGGGGAUCUCCUCGUGCUUGACCUGACAGGGACUGAAGUCGAGGCGGUGACCGCUGACGACGAGCUGGCCCAAGAAUGCGGCGGAGUGUCGCGGGGCUCGAUGGGGAUCUCCUCGUGCUUGACCUGUACUGACGACAGGUUGGGGGAUGCGGGUGCCUGGCGAGGCAGGUCGGGAUGGGACGGGAGUGACGUGGCGGGAUGUAGAUCUCAAGGUGCCAGCGUACCAGAGUGCAGGGCCGCUGGGGUGUUGAACUCGUCGGAUUGGCACGAAGUGUCCUUCGUCAACAGUGAUGGACCGUGGAGUGCGAUUAGGGCACGGUUGCCGAUCACAGAUGAAGAAAGGAGCUCUGUCUCCAUUGCUGUUCGGGUCGUCACGAGAGACGUCGACCUGCUCCUGGGUGUCGAAGGCGUGCUCAAGUCAAGAGCAGUCGAAGAAUUCGUCAGCCACGUUGAUGGGGGGAGGAAGGGGAGUAUGCAGCAGGAACCUAGUCCACGCGUCCGUGAGGACAAGUACCGCCCACUGAAGUGC
Postia placenta MAD-698-R-SB12 is the source of this 666-nucleotide messenger RNA. RefSeq lists its product as hypothetical. The record is from RefSeq and is a predicted model, not a curated record. The annotation marks the transcript as partial. Lineage: Eukaryota; Fungi; Basidiomycota; Agaricomycetes; Polyporales; Adustoporiaceae. The transcript has 5 exons.